Dujonia railenensis is the source of this 696-nucleotide messenger RNA. NCBI's taxonomy places the organism in Eukaryota, Fungi, Ascomycota, Pichiomycetes, Serinales, Debaryomycetaceae. The record is from the annotation of a GenBank genome assembly.
AUGUUUGUAAGCUCAUUCUUAUCUGCGCUUUUGUUGGUUAUUCCAGGAGCAUUGUCGCACGGAGAUCACGGUGGAAACGGUGGUGAACACAACACUGUCAAAUCGAAACCGGAAGGCUUGACCUGGGAACAGUGGCAUAUGAUUGAAGAACACGGUUUAUCUUCCUAUGAUACACACACACUUUUCAGGUUACAUGAUAUAUCAAACAACGGAGUAUGGCUGAAGAGAGAUAUUUUAUACUUAUACGGGCUCCAUAGAGAAAGUGUCAUUGGCGACGGUUCCGGUAUGGGAGUCCAUGAACAGGAUGAGAAGCAAGAGAUCAUUUCGCAGGAUUCUAAAGAUAAUGUGAUUUCCACCAUUUUAGGGCUAAUUGAUACCAAUAACGACGAGAUGAUUAGUUUCCAAGAAUUGCAUGAUUUCUUUGAUAGAGGUGGGAAAUUGCCUGAUUUUGGAUACGGUCAAGGGCACCAUUUAGAUUUUGAGAGUGAGUACGAAGAACAUCACUGGAACAAGUACCAUGCGAAUCAAGAUCCUGACGUUUUGGUGAAACAUGUUGAAGAUAUUGAACAUGAAAUGUUACACCAUGAGCACGAAAUCGAGCAAACCCACAGGGAUGACCCAGAGUUCCAGGCUCUUGCACAGGAUUUCAAGUCUCAAGUCAGAAUAGACAACGUACCAGAUAAAUAUAGAAGUUAA